Molecule: messenger RNA, 1449 nt
Organism: Rana temporaria (common frog)
Lineage: Eukaryota; Metazoa; Chordata; Amphibia; Anura; Ranidae
Product: protein unc-93 homolog A-like
Exons: 8
Coding region: 1-1386 (461 amino acids)
Source: RefSeq, a predicted model, not a curated record
AUGUCUGCAUCAUUAUCUUGGACAAUACGUUUUAUAAUAUCUCUGUCUCUGUCUGGCAACAAUACGAGCAGCCUGAAUGCUGAUGAAGGUCUUGGAGUAGCUUCCCUAAGUAUUAUAUAUGGAGCACUUAUCUUAUCAUCAAUGUUUGUUCCUCCUAUUGUUAUUCAGAAAAUUGGCUGCAAAUGGACUAUCGUUGUUUCUAUGUGCUGUUAUAUUACAUAUUCUCUUGGCAAUUUCUACCCCAGCUGGUAUACUCUUGUUCCAACAUCUGUGAUUCUUGGAUUUGGAGGUGCCCCAUUAUGGGCUGCAAAGUGUACAUACCUGACGAUAAGUGGAAAUCGAUAUGCAAAGAUUGCAGAAAAGGAAAGCAAGGAUAUUGUCAGUCAAUACUUUGGACUCUUUUUUCUAAUAUUUCAAUCAUCAGGCGUAUGGGGAAAUCUUAUUUCAUCUCUAAUAUUUGGACAAACACCAGAUAAAGGAUUUGAUGUAAGCUUAUCAAAUUAUACAUCCUGUGGAGCAAACGACUGUCCAUAUUUGGAUGACAGCAAACAGAAUGGAACACGUUCACAACAGCCAGCAAUAUACUUAUUGUAUACUCUUUUGGGUGUGUACACAGGAGCUGGGAUACUUGCUGUCUUGCUUAUAACUAUAUUCUUGGAUAAUAUUGACUUAAAAGAAGAAGAAGAAGAAGAAGAAGAAGAAUCUAGAAGGGCUGACAAAAGAGAAUCAUUGUGGAUGAAAACAUUUGCAACAGUUAGGCAUCUUCAAGAUAAAAGACAAGCUCUUCUUAUUCCUUUAACAAUGUGGAGUGGUUUUGAACAAGGAUUUCUUGCUGGAGACUUCACAAAGUCUUAUGUUACCUGCUCUCUUGGGAUUCAUUUUGUUGGAUAUGUAAUGAUCUGCUUUGCAGCAGUCAAUUCUAUCUGCUCCUUGCUGUUUGGAAAACUUUCUCGAUAUACCGGAAGGAUGUUUCUAUUUUUCCUUGCUGCAUUGACCAAUUUUGCAACAAUCAUAGCUUUGCUUUUUUGGAUGCCUUACCCAACUGAGCUUGUUGUGUUUUUCUUAUUUCCUGCAAUUUGGGGCAUGGCCGAUGCCAUAUGGCAGACACAAACCAACUCUCUUUAUGGAGUAUUGUUUGACAAGAACAAAGAAGCUGCUUUUGCCAAUUAUCGUCUGUGGGAGUCUUUGGGAUUCGUUAUAGCUUAUGGGUACAGCAAUUUUUUGUGUGUAUCUGCAAAAUUGUAUAUAUUGCUUUCUGUACUUUUCCUUGGAAUAACACUUUAUGCUGUAGUUGAAUAUAUUGAAAAAAAAGAGAGAACGCUAAGCAGUGAAGCAAAUGAAGUACUGGGUAAAAAGGGCUGCCUUUACCAGCAGACUAAAAUGUAAAAUUAUAUCAUGUUAGGCAUAUGUUUGAUCACAGUUUGCAUGGUCAAUAAAUAUUCAAUAUUA